CCUACGACGGCAACGUUCCCGAAAUAUAUCUGAAGGCACAGAGCCACCAAUCCAGCUAUAUAUAGGGACGAAUGGAGAGCGCUGUCAGCCAAGUUCAUCAUGGAUUCGACACUUAGAACAAGGUUAGUUUAAUCAAAUGCUUCUUCAUACGGGCAUUUAUCUGAGGCACAGGAUGCUUAGGGUUUCAGAAUGGAAGUUACCUGUCAGAUCAACAUGGAGAGUUUCAUGUUUGCCCGCUUACCUAGACACGUGUGAUCUCACUAGAAGCAGUUUCAGAUAUGCAAAAAUAUCAUAUCAGACCAUGGAAAACAUGAAAAGUACCAUAGAAUGCUCCGAAGAGCUGCCUCUCUCAUCUUCAUAUGAAAUGGCCAUGGAAGCACUUUCAUCUCUCAUUACUAGUCAGAAACGUGGAGGCAGAUCAUCUGUAAGUGGCAAAUAUGGGAAAUUGGAUAGGAUGUCGAUGUAUCUUAAGAUAUUAGGCUUGGAGGAAAAAAUAGCUGGCCUUAAAAUUAUCCAUGUUGCUGGAACUAAAGGGAAGGGUUCAACAUGCACAUUUUGUGAGGCAAUUUUGCGGGAGUGUGGCUUUCGAACCGGACUCUUCAUUUCCCCUCACCUAAUUGAUGUGAGGGAAAGAUUACGUAUAGAUGGCUUGGACAUUUCUGAGGAAAAAUUUCUCAUGCAUUUUUGGGAUUGUUGGAACCAGUUGAAGGAAAAAGUUACAAAUGACUUGCCAAUGCCUCCAUUAUUCCAGUUCCUCUCUGUUUUGGCAUUCAAAAUAUUUACAUGCGAAGAGGUGGAUGUUGCUAUUAUUGAGGUUGGUCUUGGGGGAAAGAGGGAUUCAACAAAUGUGAUCAAAGAACCUGUUGUUUGUGGUAUUACUUCUUUGGGGAUGGAUCACACUGAGACAUUGGGAGAUACCCUUGGAAAGAUAGCUUCGCACAAAGCUGGAAUUUUCAAGCCUCAAAUUCCUGCAUUCACAGUACCCCAACUUUCUGAGGCAAUGGAUGUUCUUCAGCAGAGAGCCCAUGAACUAGAGGUUCCUUUAGAAGUAGCAGCACCACUUGAUCAUAAGAAGUUGAAAGGCUUGAAGCUUAGUUUGUCUGGUGAUCACCAGUUUAUUAAUGCUGGCCUUGCUGUUUCCCUCUGUAAAUGUUGGCUUCGAAGUACAGGAAAUUGGGAAAAACUAUUAAAAAAUGCUAACCAGGAAGAUGAUUUGCUUGAGGCAUUCCUCAGAGGUCUUUCAACUGCACGCCUUUCUGGAAGGGCUCAGACUGUAUAUGACACUCCUCUGAAGUCAUACAAUUUGUCAGAAGCUACUGAAAAUUCCUUUGGAGAUCUAAUCUUUUACUUGGAUGGAGCUCACAGUCCUGAAAGCAUGGAUGUUUGUGCCAGAUGGUUCUCAAAUGCUGUGAAAGAAAGGAGGAAUUCACCAUCAUCUUCCUUUGUCGAGGUUGGAAAUAUGGUGAAUGGUUACAUUCAUCACAAGAAGGAAAAUACUGAGGAAUCUAAUAAAAUAUCAAAGCAGAUUCUUUUAUUCAACUGCAUGGAGGUGAGAGACCCACAUAUUCUGCUUCCACAGCUUGUGAGGACAUGUGCUUCAUCAGGUACUCAUUUUUCGAAAGCCCUUUUUGUCCCAAGUAUAUCAACAUACAACAAGGUUACUUCCGGUGAUUCAAUUGUUCCAUUGAAUCUUCCUGCCAGGGAUUUGUCAUGGCAAUUCAAUCUCCAGAGAAUUUGGGAGAAGAUAAUCCAUAACAAAGAUGUUGUGGUUGAUGAGAGUUUCAAGAUGGAUAGCCCUAGGAAUUUACCACCCUUUGAAUUCCUUUAUGAGAAUGGCUCAAGUGGCAGUCCUUCAAGUAAAUGUCUUUCUUCCAGUGCAGUUAUGCCCUCAUUGCCUUUGACAAUAAGAUGGUUAAGGGAUUGUGUUAAAGAAAAUCCCUCCUUAAGACUUCAGGUUCUUGUCACCGGGUCAUUGCAUCUAGUAGGAGAUGUACUAAAGCUAUUAAGGAGGUGAUAAUUUAAAAUUUGAAUCUGGAUGCUUAAAAAAUUAAUCAUCCUAGAAAAAAAUUCUUUGCUCAUAUUCUCUUGAUAAAUUUCAUUCUCAAUUGUUUGAGAGCAGCCAUGGUUCCCCAUUCAAUCUAGGCCUGGCUAAUCUAAACAUAUUCUUUUAUUGAACAAGGAAGGGGAAUGUUCUAUUUAUAGAAGAACAAUGAGUUUAUUGUAUUGUGUAUAAUUAGCCAACAUUGAAUUCUGAAGAGAAACUCAUGCUAUUUCUCCAGAACUUACAUUUCCUGCAACAUGGUUAUGUGACACAACUCUUGGUUUAGACUUUUGCCUACUCUCCUGUGUAGAAUAAAGCCAUUUCAGGAAACCUUACCAACGCUGAAAAUGAUGGUAUUUUCAGAUGAAGCUUCUUCAUCAGCUGGGUUCCCUUUUGAUUGGUUGAUUAGUCUUAAUUCAAAUGUAUUGUGUUGAAAUGCAGUACUUUCUGUUAGGUUAAGCUCCUUAACAGUGAAUUCUUGGUUAUGGCAGUUCAUUUGUCCAAUCUGAUUUAUUUGUAGUAUGAUGUGUUCCUUGCCUAUACAGUGAAGAAGGGCAUGUUCUUUUUGUUUUGGAUGUUUCAAUUUUUUCCUUUUUGUAUGUAAACUGCAUGUUUACAUAAAUAAUGUCAUGUCAGUAUGGAUUCUAUAUGAAUUAAUAUUUUGUAUUA
Molecule: messenger RNA, 2710 nt
Organism: Vitis riparia (riverbank grape)
Lineage: Eukaryota; Viridiplantae; Streptophyta; Magnoliopsida; Vitales; Vitaceae
Product: folylpolyglutamate synthase
Exons: 17
Coding region: 137-2014 (625 amino acids)
Biological process (GO): tetrahydrofolylpolyglutamate biosynthetic process
Cellular component (GO): cytoplasm; cytosol; mitochondrion
Molecular function (GO): ATP binding; tetrahydrofolylpolyglutamate synthase activity
Source: RefSeq, a predicted model, not a curated record